Messenger RNA from Carassius carassius (crucian carp), 6316 nucleotides. Its product is annotated as signal-induced proliferation-associated 1-like protein 2. Gene Ontology annotation, molecular function: protein binding; GTPase activator activity. NCBI's taxonomy places the organism in Eukaryota, Metazoa, Chordata, Actinopteri, Cypriniformes, Cyprinidae. Gene Ontology annotation, biological process: activation of GTPase activity; regulation of small GTPase mediated signal transduction. Gene Ontology annotation, cellular component: cytoplasm. The record is from RefSeq and is a predicted model, not a curated record. The coding region runs from base 527 to 5425 and encodes 1632 amino acids. The transcript has 21 exons.
CGAACAAACGCAGUAUUUGGCUCGAGAGAGUGAAGGGUGAAGAUACCAGCUGCUCUGAGAACAUCAGUGUUUCUGUGUGGAAUAUGAUCAUUCACUGCCUCUGUAUUUUAAAGGAAUGAGACUGACGUUAUGGGAUUUUCCUUUACUCUGAAUGCUGAAGAUCGCUCUCCUCCAGCUGUCGUCCUAAAUUAGCUGAGCUCUGUGAAAGGAGAGCCUUUUCAACUGACCCCUUCUGCUCCUUGAAGCUCCAGCCGUCCGUGACACCCAAAUGCUGCCUGUCUUUCAUCAAACUGGUCACUCCUGGAGAAAAAUGGACUUGGAGUGAAGGGCGGCCCUUUAUGUGGGCUGACUCCCUCUAGGACUACUCUGAAACUAGUUGAGAUUCAAAUGGGUGAGCUAUGACAAUGUAACCAAUAAGGGGACUUGAGUUCUCGUUUCCCAAGCAGCUGCAAGCAGGAUAUGAGCUUGAGCCGUGGGUAUCGGUGAUAAAACAAACCUUCCAUUGCUUGAGGCCUCCUCUGACGUCAUGCAGCCAUCUGAGGAAUUAUUUAGCAAAAAGCUGAAAGCGUUGAAUGGAAGUAUGGGACAUCCGGCAGGCAACACGCAGGGGAAGCUAGAUGGGGGUGGCAAGACGAAUGGAACCCCUGCUAUGCCUAAAAUGGGGGUGCGGGCCAGGGUGACAGACUGGCCCCCAAAUAAAGAUGGUUGGGUACCCAACUACGAGACUGUCAUCACGGCCUUUCAGAACGGACAGCCUGACCAAAGUGUGCAGAUCACGGAUUUGGGCGGAGCUCCUUUGGAGCCUGAUUAUUCGGAUACAAAAUAUUCCCUGAGUGACCUUUUAAGUCGAUCCCCUUUGAAGGGACUCCAUCCCAUUCGCCAACGGAGUAACAGUGACGUGACCAUCAGCGACAUUGAUGCAGAGGACAUAAUGGACCAGAAUGCUGUCAACCCCAACACAGGUGCCUCGUUGCAUCGGGAGUAUGGCAGCACAUCUUCAAUUGACCGCCAGGGUCUUGGAAACGAUGGGUUCUUUACUAUGUUGCGAGGAUAUCGAAUUGACAACUUGGACCAUCGCAGCGCUCCACCUGCUGGGUUCCCAGAGCUCCUUCGCUACGACACAACACUCUCCCCAAGCUUGCAGACCGCUGCACAAAUAGCCCGAGGCGAGAUCGUCCACAUAUCCGGCUACGACUACGUGGACAGCUCCCUCCUCUACAGCCGAGAAAGAGAGAAGUCCUUCAUGCGUCGUCUCAAGUCCGAAUCAUCCGAAACAUCGCUGUUCAGGAAACUGAGGACUAUUAAGAGUGAGAAUGACGGUCUGCGGCUCUCCACCGAGCAAGAUGACCGACGGCCGCUCAGCUUCCAGAAGUGCUUCGCUCACUAUGACGUCCAGAGCAUCCUCUUUAACAUCAGUGAAGCGGUGGCCAAUCGCGUAAGCCUCAGCCAGAGGAAGAACACCACCACUGGAGCUUCUGCCGCCUCCCAGUACCAAGUCCCAGGAGUUGGACAAGUGGCUGGGAAUACAACUGGACCUGCAUCAUUGUUUGAAUCACCGCUUGGAAGUCGGGAAGACCUCAAUCCCAAGGAGAAUCUGGAUGCGGAUGAGGGGGAUGGGAAGAGCAAUGGAUUGGUGCUGAGUUGCCCGCAUUUUCGCAAUGAGAUUGGUGGAGAAGGGGAGAGGAGGAUAUCUCUAUCCAGGGCCAACAACGCCACCUACAGCGCUGGAGGAGAAAACUGCUCAUUCGAGUCCUCCUUGAGCUCUCACUGUACUAAUGCUGGCGUGUCUGUACUGGAGGUGCCACGAGAAAGCCAGCCAAUCCACCGUGAAAAAGUCAAGCGGUACAUCAUCGAGCACAUCGACCUCGGAGCAUAUUAUUAUCACAAAUUCUUCUAUGGGAGAGAGCACCAGAACUACUUCGGUGUGGAUGAACACUUGGGUCCGGUGGCCAUCAGCGUACGGAGAGAGAAGCUGGAGGACGGGAAAGACAAGGACACAGCGCAGUAUAACUACCGCGUUACCUUCAGGACGAGUCAGUUAACUACCCUGCGCGGGGCGAUUCUGGAGGAUGCUGUGCCCUCCACAGCGAGGCACGGGACGGCCCGCGGUCUCCCGCUGAAGGAGGUGCUGGAGUACGUGGUUCCUGAGCUGAACAUCCAGUGUCUCCGACUAGCCAUCAGCUCACCCAGAGUCCCAGAGCAGCUCCUCAAACUGGACGAGCAGGGGCUGAGUUUCCAGCACAAAGUGGGCGUCCUGUACUGUAAAGCGGCUCAGAGCACAGAGGAGGAGAUGUACAAUAACGAGAACGCCGGGCCGGCGCUGGAUGAGUUCCUGGAUCUGCUCGGUCAGAGAGUCCGGCUGAAGGGCUUCACCAAGUACAGAGCUCAGCUGGACAACAAGACGGACUCCACCGGCUCUCACUCGCUCUACACCACAUAUAAAGACUACGAGCUGAUGUUCCACGUGUCCACACUCCUGCCCUACACUCCCAACAACAGACAGCAGUUGCUCAGAAAGAGACACAUAGGAAAUGACAUCGUCACCAUCGUGUUUCAGGAGCCCGGUGCCUUGCCUUUCACCCCCAAAAACAUCCGCUCUCAUUUCCAGCAUGUGUUUGUCAUCAUUAAAGUUCACAAUCCGUGCACUGAGAACGUCUGCUACAGUGUUGCGGUAUCCAGGUCCAAAGACGUGCCUCCGUUCGGCCCUCCCAUUCCUAAAGGAGUGACCUUUCCCAAGUCAGCCGUCUUCAGGGACUUCCUGCUGGCCAAGGUGAUCAACGGGGAAAACGCGGCGCACAAAUCGGAGAAGUUUCGUGCAAUGGCGACCCGCACGCGGCAGGAGUACCUCAAGGACCUCGCGGAGAACUUCGUGAGCACGACGACUGUGGACUCGGCGGUGAAGUUCAGCUUCAUCACGCUGGGGGCUAAGAAGAAAGAGCGGGUGAAGCCGCGGAAGGACGCCCAUCUCCACAGCGUGGGCGCGGUCACGUGGAGCGUGGUGGCGCGGGAUUUCGGCCAAUCGGCGGACGUGGAGUGCCUGCUGGGGAUCUCCAACGAGUUCAUCGUGCUGAUCGAGGAGCAGUCUAAGAAUGUGAUUUUUAACUGCUCCUGUCGGGACGUCAUCGGCUGGUCGUCUGGUGUCAUGAGCAUCAAGAUCUUCUACGAACGAGGGGAGUGCGUGAUGUUUUCCGCGCAUGACAACUGUGGAGAGGACAUUCGAGAGAUCGUGCAAAGACUUGAGAUGGUCACGCGCGGCUGUGAGACCACAGAAAUGACCUUGCGCAGGAACGGUCUCGGUCAGCUGGGCUUCCACGUCAACUUCGAGGGCAUCGUGGCCGAUGUGGAGCCGUUUGGAUACGCCUGGAAGGCUGGUUUACGUCAGGGCAGCCGGCUGGUGGAGAUCUGUAAGGUGGCUGUGGCCACGCUGACCCACGAGCAGAUGAUCGACCUUCUGCGCACCUCCAUCUCCGUCAAGGUGGUCAUUAUCCAGCCGUAUGAGGACGGAGCUCCCAGAAGGGGAUGUUCAGAGCUCUACCGCAUUCCCAUGGUGGAGUAUAAGCUGGACAGUGAAGGAACGCCCUGCGAGUACAAGACGCCCUUCAAGAGAAACACCACUUGGCACCGCGUGCCCACCAGCGGCCAGGCUCUUCCCCGUGGAUCCCCCACGCAGGGUCCUGAUCGCAUGCCGUGCCAGCAGAUCCUCCAGCACGCUCAGACCGCUAUCCCACGAAGCACCUCUUUCGACAGGAAGCUACCGGAUGGACCCAGGAACGUUCAGGACGUUGAGAAGCCUCUGAUCUCGUCCUGCAGUAAAGGAGACGCGUCCCAACACUAUCGCAGCUCACCCAGUAACCAGUCGUCCUCCAGCGACCCGGGACCCUGUGCAAGCACCAGCUGGAACCAGCAGCCGGGAUACGACGGGUGUCAGUCUCCUGUGCUCCACGAGCGCUCGGCUGAAGCCCAGGGCAUGCUGGGAGACGGAGAGAUGCUGCGAGAGAGAGAGCCGACUCUGGAGAGGACACGCUCUUCAGAGGCGAAGUUGCACGUCCCUUCCACCAAGAUCCUCAAUUCCUUGAAGGAAAGAGGCAAGGAUUCACCAAACAAAUUGACACGGCAGGGCGGCGAUAAGAACUCAAGCCACUCCAGCAGCAACACUCUGUCUAGCAACGCCUCCAGCAGUAACAGUGAUGAGAAGCACUUUGGCUCCGGGGACCUGAUGGAUCCAGAGAUGCUGGGUCUCACCUACAUUAAAGGAGCCUCCACAGACAGCGGCAUUGACACUGCACCCUGUAGCAUGACCCCAGGGGUCGCCGGUGCAUCUGUUUCCCGUGUCAUGCUCCAGGGCCGCGGGGCGUCUGAUCCGGGACACCCGUGGACACCGGAGCGGACAGAAGAAGGAUCCACAGAGGAGGACCACAGCAGGUUAUACCUUCCCCAGAGCUACGCCGCAGCUCUGGCCACCGGACAUGGGCCUGCGGACACGAGUAUGGGAGACCUAAGCGAAAUCUCAUCUCAUUCUAGUGGAGCCGAGAGCUUGUUGUCUUUCCUUCUGAAGGCUCUAGCCGAGCGGUCCAGACAGCUGAACGCCGCAGAGCCGUCCUGUCGGCUGCCGGACAGAGGACAGGACAAGCUGAAGGACGAAGGUCUGCAGCCCAGCGUGUCUAAAGAGGACUACAUGAAGAUGAUGCUGUCUGAAAGCCCUCCUGGAGAGAACGGCCACAGGAAGGCGUCUGCUGCGGGCAGCCUGUCUCCGCGGCGGUCGCUGUACCGGACUCUCUCAGACGAGAGCGUGUGCAGUAACAGGAAGGGAUCGUCAUAUGCCAGCUCACGGAGCUCCAUGCUGGAUCAAGCCCUGCCCAACGACAUCCUGUUCAGCAGCACUCCACCCUACCACUGCACCCUACCACCCCGCAUCAGCCUCAGCCAGCCCACAUCCAACCUCAAGAAUGAGUUCUGGUUCUCUGACGGCUCACUCGCCGACCGCUCAAAGUUCAGCGACCCGGGUCUCAUGCCUCUGCCAGACACCGCCACGGGCCUGGACUGGUCUCACCUCGUGGACGCCGCCAGAGCCUUUGAAGACCAGCGUGUAGCCUCGUUCUGCACCAUGACGGACAUGCAGAGAGCCGAAGCGCUGCAGAUCUCACGUGAGCUCACCAGACGUGUGGCGGCCGCUGAGGGAGCCGCACUGGAGGCCGGUGAUGCGUCUCCAGCCACACUGACAGGCAAAGUCAAUCAGCUGGAGGUCAUCCUGAGACAGCUGCAGUACGACUUGAAGAAGGAGAAGGAAGACAAGGCGAUCCUGCAGGUGGAGGUGCAGCACCUGCGGCAGGACAACAUGCGUCUGCAGGAGGAGAGCCAGACGGCUGCCGCACAGCUCAGGAAGUUCACCCAGUGGUUCUUCCACACCAUCGACAAGAAGCCUUGAUGGAGACCACUGGAGACGCUCGGGACUGCACACCAUUGACCGACACUAGCAAAGCCCAACUCCUACUGCAGUUCAAUCAGAUGUAGAAUGUAAGUAUGUUCUGGACUGAAGAAGCCACUUGUGUUGGUGCAGAUGAGCAGCGAAAGAAAAUGGAGAAUGUACUCGAUUAGCAACUAAACAAUGUUUCUGGAGGUGGAUUGUGAAUGUAACACAUCAAGACUUCAUUCUCUGCCUCUGUUAUUGAAAGGUGCAAUCAAACGUUGAAGCUCAGCGGGACCUUUCUGAAUCAUUUCUGUCCACAAUCAUCAAGUUCUGGCAAUACGAGUCAUGGAUUUCAAAAACAAACACGAUGUGAAGAGUUGGUGAAGCUGUAGAUGUUGAGAUUGUGCCUCAAAGAAAAGCCGAAAUGAAGCAGGUGUGUGCAUCACCUGCAACGUCUCGAAUCCGCGAUCACAUGCCAAACUAUGUGUCCAUGUCUGUACAGAACCUCCAAUCAAGUGUCUUGUAUUUAACACUGUUAUUUAAGCUUAUUUCACCUAAAUUAGUUUAUUUUAUUAAAAUGAAUGGCGUCUGGAGGGACGGCUGUGAGAAGGCCAUACUGUGAUGGACUGUGUCUGAUACAUAGUUACACUGAGGAUUUGUCUUUUUGUCCCUCAUUCCAACUUUUGGAUGCUGCUAGAUAACACUUUGUUGGUUUCUAUGCUUUUACAAAUAUGUUUCUCUGUAAAUUUCAUGCAAGAUGGGAAUUUUUUUUUUUUUUUUUUUUUAAUAAAUGUAGUAUGUAAAAUAAAUCUGAUGCGUCAUCUUAAUAUUUCAGGUCUUUGGAAAAAACAUUUACGUGUUUAUAAAUAUGUGUGCACAAUGAUCAUUACUUUUAUUUUAUUUUUUUAU